Messenger RNA from Cooperia oncophora, 387 nucleotides. The record is from the annotation of a GenBank genome assembly. NCBI's taxonomy places the organism in Eukaryota, Metazoa, Nematoda, Chromadorea, Rhabditida, Trichostrongylidae.
AUGGAUAAUCCGAAAAAGAUGCUACUGUAUUCUUCGCACGAUGGGACGUUACUAUCUUUGAUGUAUGCGAUGGGCGUUGGAAACAAUCUUAUGGUGCCGUACGCAUCAGCGCUCAUCAUGGAGAUUUACAAAGAGGGGAAGGAUUUCCAGGUGGAGUUGUUGUUCCGUAACGAGACUACAAGACCACCGUACAAGUUGGCGAUUCCUAAUUGCGGUUCUCCUUGCACUGUGGACAACAUGGCUAACCAAUUCAAUAGCAUGCGUUUGGACAGCUAUGCCGAACAACAGAAGCUUUGCGGAACACCGCUGGCAGAAUGCAAGAGCUCUUCGCCGAUGUUCUCUUAUGUUCUUGGCAUCGCCCUCUCGAUGACCUUCUAUUUUCGCUGA